Molecule: messenger RNA, 1033 nt
Organism: Anopheles arabiensis
Lineage: Eukaryota; Metazoa; Arthropoda; Insecta; Diptera; Culicidae
Exons: 2
Coding region: 169-870 (233 amino acids)
Source: RefSeq, a predicted model, not a curated record
GACGUAACAGCCCGAACAUUGACGUCUCAGCCGAAGUUUGACAAUUGCGCAUUGUUUUCAAUCGAUUUGGUUGGAAAAUUGUGAAAACAAGAGCACUAAACAAAAACAAAGCAGGGCUAGUUUUCACAAGCUACCUUCGCGUACGCGUACUAAAAUGUGCCACUGAACAUGAGUGGACCGAGGGGCGAUGAUUUGACGGACGGUACCACUGCGAACGACCAUCGUACCAGCUGCGUAGAAACGAUGCUGAACAAACGGCCCCGUCUGCUGUCCUUCCAGGGGCUGAGCUCCCAUUCGCGGGCCCUGGGCGAGCGGGACGUUGCCAUGCCGAUGGCAAGCACCUCGUCCAGCUCGCUGGAGCACAUCAAUCGGCGCGAGCAGCUUGCGAACGAUCUGCGCAGCUGGCAGGAAAGUCAAAUCGCUGCCUGCAUCGAUGACAACAUACUGAACAUGGUGCUGGAACGGUACCUGGUCUUCUUCGAGCGUCGAAACAAUCCGAACAGCGCGCAGCAACCGGCGGCCGCGAACGAUGACGAACUGUUUGAGGAUGAAGCGGUUCGUAUGGCCAUCAGUGCAAGAGGUUUGCUGCCUGCAGCGACCGCUGCUGCUGCUCCCCGUACGGACGACAUGGCCGGCCCGUCCACGGUACCAUCGACAUCGUCAUCCCAACCGCAAGCUAUCCGGGUGGUGCGUGAUCCGGUCGAGCAAUCGUCACCAGGACCAAGUUGGCCUGCAGCAGGACCUGCCUUGCAGGACAAUUUCAUCCUCGAGACAGCGGUUGCGGCUGCGAUCCAGGAGAAGGGUCUGGUAACGGGUACUACGGAACCGACUGGCGAAACAAGCGAAGAAGAGGAAGACGAUGGCAGGUAGUGGAGGCACGCGGCAAAGGGUUUAUUUGUAAAUGAGUCUUUAAAUGUAUCGUAUUAGGAAUUGUGCACGUAUCAUCUUAUCUCCUCACGGGCAUCCGCUAACUCGUUUGUAUACCCGUCGUUAGAAGUAACAGCGAAUAAAGUACGGAAUAAUAAUAACGUUA